This is a messenger RNA of Eruca vesicaria subsp. sativa (arugula), 1310 nucleotides long. Lineage: Eukaryota; Viridiplantae; Streptophyta; Magnoliopsida; Brassicales; Brassicaceae. The record is from the annotation of a GenBank genome assembly.
UUGACAAACAUUUGUCCAAAAAAAUAUUUAUAUUCACAUGCAACAACUGGCCAAUAACUCAAGUGGAACCCAGUCACACUUAAGCUUCAAAGAAACCAGCUUUCAACCCUUUUGCAUUGUUUCCUUAUUUAUACCCUAAUCUAAUUCACACACACAAGCAAGAAAAACAAGAACACAAUCAAGCAAAACACCAAAAAAUGGUGAUCUUAACACCAAAAACAUCUUUUGAUUUCACUAAGAACAGCAACAAUUCCAGUCUCAGUGUCCCUGUCUUGUCUUCUUCUUCUGCUUCUUCUUCUUACUUGAGAAGCAAGGAAGAAACCAAGAAGCUCAUGGAACCCUGCAAAACCCUAGACAUGAAUAUCAAUCCAAAACAAGAUCAGGAGCUUGGCCAUAAGAUGAUCAUGGUGAAGAAAGCUCCGGAAGAUCCAGAGAUUGGUGUGUUUGGAGCUGAGAAGUACUUCAAUGGAGACAUGGAUUCAGACCAGAGUUCUAGUGUUCUGUCUCUAACAAACCCAGAAGUUGAGAGAUUCCAUGUUGAUUCUAAGCAGAGCGAGAAUAAGUCUACUGGAACGCCGAGUGUUCUCUCUGAAUCAAGCUGGAAUAGUCAGAGCAUAUUGCUUCAGAACAAAUUGGUUAAGAACUGCAACAGUUCCUUGCAUGAUAAGAAAAACAAUAAGAAGAGUUUUCUCUCAAACCUAGGGUGUAAAUUUGAUGUCGAUGAUAAGAUCUCGGUUAAGAGAAGCAAUGAUCAGAAGAUUCAUACGCAAGACGAGUUGGUGCAGAGGAAGUCACCUAAAGUGUUUGGAUCAAGAAUAGAGGAAGAAGAAGACACAAAGAGUGAUUCAGGCUCAGAUCUUUUCGAGAUAGAAAACCUUACAGAAAAACCAAAACAUUUACUUACAAGGCAAGGAAGCGAUCCGGCUUCACCUACAUGUUAUACUCCAAGUGAAGUCAGCAUAGAGUGGAGCAUAGUGACAGCAAGUGUAGCAGAUUUCUCAUGUAUGUCAGAAUGUGCAACAAGCCCUGUAAGAAGAAACCGGUCUUCUCAGAUCCCUAACACCGCUAAAAACGCACCGGAGAGAUCGAGUAGUAGCCGAAGGGGUGGUUUCUUGAGCUGCAAGAGUGAUCAAUCUGUUAUGGUUUCUAGUGGUUCAGACAAAAGAAGUAACAUGAACAAGACAUCUCCGAGUUAUGUUCCGAGGUUCUCAAUGGAGACUACUAAACCUAAGAGUUUUGAAACACGAAGAAGGAUCAGCAACAACUCCAUUACUCAUACACCAUCAUCUCUUAUGUACAGUCAAUAUUGA